Molecule: messenger RNA, 684 nt
Organism: Neurospora tetraspora
Lineage: Eukaryota; Fungi; Ascomycota; Sordariomycetes; Sordariales; Sordariaceae
Exons: 1
Coding region: 74-493 (139 amino acids)
Source: RefSeq, a predicted model, not a curated record
CCCCCAUUCCCCAAUUUCAACGACAUUCGGUUUCAGUUCUCGUCAUCAACAUCAUCGUCCUCAGGAGCACUCAAUGACGUUUCGCCAUGUGGGCCUUUUGAUCACGAUACUCUAUGGUUUAUCAUAUCUUUGGCGAUAUGAAUCUUGUCAUCGCAUCUCUUGGCAGGAGGAAAUGUGCUUGUGUUCCCAUGGAGAUGGAGUGAGCAAACGCCGUUCAUCUCUCGACGGGCUUCAUCUGAGGCAUCCAUUCUUGCUUGAUACUGUCGUCUCCGCUUUUACAAAUGAGAACCCAUAUGUCUUCUACCUUGCAACAGUAAGCAAGUCUCUUAUGGCAUUGAACUCUCAGAAAGGUGUCCAAAGCGGAAAAACAGAUGCUGUCAAGUUGAUGGAAAAAUGGAUUACGAAGUCAACGUCUUCUGCUCUCUUCUCGGAAGGGGCUGUUGCAAGCGAAAUCUCUCUCGAUUUCCGAGCCCCUCCAGACGGACGGGAAUGACUGGGUGCCCCUCGGCUUAUCGUUAUCUUUCUUGAGUCGGGAGAUGAAACCUCGAUGAAGGAAGGAGCGGCCCAUGAGCCCCGCCUCGCGUCGAGUUCUCGAGGCUGCGAACUACUACCAAACCAAAGGGAAGCCCAGACGCGUUUGAAGAAGCGAAGGCCUGUUUUUUUUCCUUGUGGCUCGCCGAAAGA